Messenger RNA from Chilo suppressalis (striped riceborer), 9401 nucleotides. The record is from the annotation of a GenBank genome assembly. Lineage: Eukaryota; Metazoa; Arthropoda; Insecta; Lepidoptera; Crambidae.
AAUAAGUAACGUGUGUUGUGGUUAGUAGACCGUUAAAUACCUGGAGCUAACCUGCCAAGCAAACAAUUUGAGCCGGAAAGUCACUAGCAGCUGUCCUUCUUCAAAAUCAAAUUUUCACUGUUAAUAAAUCUGUAAAACCAUGAAAUUUAUUACAAUAAUUUUGUUGAUUCAUUUUAUGGUCUACACUAAAGCUAUUUCAGACGAAGUAUUUUUUGAACAAGAUAAGCCCUACGACGUCGUUAAUAUACGAGUUCCAGAAGCUCUGUGGCGAAGAGCAUAUCAACCAACGCCCGUGUUAAAAUCCCCAGUUACUAUAGUUGUUCCAAUUCACGUAGCACAGGACGAUGAAAACGUAGUUGAGGAUACUGAUUAUGAAGAAGCGGCAGAAGUGGGUUCAGUGGGAGAGUCAACUACAGUUAGUAACCAGGAAAUCUUACAUGACCCUGUUGGCACAGAUGCAACCGUUGCAGCAGACGUCACUCAACGACCUAUCGCAGACGAAAUCACUACUCCUAUACCAGGGCAAGUCAACGGGACUUUAUUUAGAUUCCCUUGUUCAUGUGUUGAUGGACAAUGUGGUUGUUGCACUGGUUCAAUACUAGAACGUAUAAGAACAAAAGCCUGUGGAAAUAUUACAUUUAUUCCCGAAGACUUCGUUUUCGACGUCAGACUCAGCGUCAAUAACAACACAGUGGUACGCCGAAGAGUUUCUGCAAGUGACCCUCCGCCAAUUUGUUUCAACCCUAGGAGAGCCCCGUUCGUUGAAGUUUGUGCCGAAAUAUCUAACAUACGCAUAAGGAACAGAAACGCAUUCGCUUGUUUGGAUAUCAAUGCGGAUAUCGCUGGUUUCCCUAUUUACUCGGCUUCAUUCAGGUGUUUCGGUCUGGGAACAUCAGGCGUGCAGACUGGCUUGAAACCUAAGCCUAUUUCCUCUGGACCAGCCCCGGUUAGCUUAUACGGAAACAAUAACGAUGAUGACGAUGAUGAUGGGGGUUUCAUAGAAAAUGCAGCGGAUGCCCUUGGUGUGGGCGACGGGAUAUUUGGUGGUGGAUCUGAUAGCGACGGUGGUGGUCCUUUGGACGAAAUAGGCGACGCUGUUGACUCUCGAGAUAACAUAAACCAAACACCAAUCGGUUAUUUCUCAGUAGAAGUGCCUGACGAAGAACUUGCUUUAUUAGAUAAAGUGAAAUUGAAAAAAGUCUCUGCUAUCGAACAAUAUGCCAGGAAAAACAGGGAUUCUAACGACAAUUCCACCUCUAUUCCAACAACCUCCGCGGGACCUUGUACUUGCUCUUUGGGAGUAUGCAAAUGCUGCACUGGGUUAAUAUUGGAUCUGUUCAAUCAGAAAGCUUGCAUGAGGAUUACAUAUCAUCCAGGCGAUUUCGCUUUUGAUGUAGCCAUGUCGAUGAAUAACAGAAUAUUGUACGAAAAUUCCAUGUCAGGCAAAAAUCCUAAGCCCAUAUGUAUUAGCCCACCGCGGAUGCCGAACUUGAAAGUAUGUGCGAAAUUCUACAAUGUGUUCUUCCCAGGAAGGAACUUUCACUUUUGCUUAGCAAUGACUGGACAAUGGCGAUCGGUUCAGCUCUUUGAUAUGGCCUUCGACUGUUUGAGAAUGGGUGCUAAUGGUAUUGUUAUGGUGAAACCUGAUGAAGGUGGCGGCCUUCCAGUGGCUAAUCCUCAAGGAGGCGUGGAUGCUGUCAUAGAUGCUGGUGAAGAUGAAAUCGAAGACUACGACGAGAACUUAACAAUAAGAGACUUGAUGCCUCGGCCAUGGUACAAGCCUGGUUGGCUACUCCGACUGCCGUUCUCAGGCGGCAGGUGCAAAUGUGACGGAUUACAAUGCAGAUGUUGUACAGGAAUAAGAAUAAACACAUUCAAUUUUGACAGAAAAACUUGCGCUCAUUUGACUUAUGAACCAACGAAUUCAACCAUUGAAUUAGAAGUAAGAAUGAAUAAUGAUAGUGUUUACAGAAACCUUUUUUCAGCUCGCAACCCUCCGCCCUUCUGCCUGCCUAUCCCAGUGCCGUACCUGCCGCCAGGGUUGGUGGACAUGUGCAUACGGCUGUUCGAUAUCACAAUUGUACAGCAAAAGUUGCACGCCGGCAAAUUAAAAGUAGAAGACUUAGACCCCAGUGAAUUGAUUGGCAUCAUUGACGCAACAAUGGCUUGUAUUGUGUCGUGGCUGGAAGGACACUCUUUGGCUCAGACAGUGUUCACUAAUCUUUACCUGCACCAGCCCCACUCAAUCGUAAACAAGACAUUGAAAGCUUAUUGUAUAGCUGUAUAUAAACUUCUGGAUUGUAUCAGGGAUUGCAUAAACAAGGCCCAGGUUUUUGAAGAAGAAGAUUUCCAACCAAUGGGUUAUGGUUAUCGUCUUGGUUCGAACCCGCAAUCAGGCAAUACAUAUGAUGCUUCUCUUGAAGUCAGUGAGCAAAAGUGCGUCGCAAUACUGAGAGAACAAGAGGAGGAGUUAAAUAAAAAGGCCAGGAGCACUGAGGAUGAUUCCAGCAGUAACCUUUGGUCUGCUUUGGCAGCCAGAAUCAGGUUCACCAGAAUGUUCUAUCAAGCUCUCCUUCUGAUCACAAGGAGGGAUUCCACCUCAGGGGCAGAUUGUGUUGCACUUCUGAACGGAUGCUCUGAGAUGAUGAAAGUCAUAAUCAAGACAGCGGGGAAAGGAACACAACCUGUGGAGAAUUCCGAUUCCCCGAACCCAAUGGGCUUCGAGCCGAUGAUCAACCAGCGCCUGCUCCCGCCGACCUUCCCGCGGUACACGCGCAUCAAGCCGCGGGCCGAGGCACUACAGUAUUUCGACGAGCUUGUCACCAGGCUCAGGCACGCGUGGAAGAUCACGUCAUGCACCAACUUCCACACUGCCUUGAAAAAAAGCACUUUUGUGAGGCCUAGUUUCAAAGACUUCUUCAUGGAGUUCAGUAGGCAGCGUGCGUGCAUCCUCUCGCGUUCCGCGCUGCAGUUGCUAUACCUCAGCCCGUCGCCGGCGACUACGGCGUCGAUGGCCCAGAGCGCAAUGAAUGGGCCGGUGGGACAGCCGCGCCCGCAUCACGCCUUUGUCGAGAUCCUGCGCGAUUCUGUCAAGGGAUUCGUCAACCCGGCCGCGCUUACGCCCAAGUCACCGAUGGUCUCCACGCCGCAGGCAGAGAGCGUAGACGCGGUGCUUAGUGGUGCCGCGGGAACCGGGCCGCGGGCUUGCUUCGGCACCUGGAUCCUGUACCACGUGUUACGGGUCAUGAUCGCCUACCUUCUGUCCGGACUGGAGCUGGAGCUAUACAGCGUCCACGAAUAUCACUACAUAUUCUGGUCUGAUUUCUUGCUUCGGCACCUGGAUCCUGUACUAAGUACUGCGGGUCAUGAUCGCGUACCUUCUGUCCGAACUGAAGCUGGAGCUAUACAGCGUCCACGAGUAUCACUACAUAUGCUAGCAUUAGUGGCGUUCAAGUUGCAAGGCAAGAUUCGUCAGCCCCAGUCGGAGUUCGACAACGAAGCGGUCCGCUACAAACAUCGAUUCGCACCGCUUUCGGUACUAACGCCGCCUCAGGUGCACUACCACGAGUUCUGCGAGAUGACGCAACCAUUGCAGUAUCAGACCUCCUGAAGGUAGCGAAAACCAAUUUUGUAGUAUUGAAACUGUUAGCUGGCGGUCACAAAAGAGACUCGAAUGUGCCACCCGAAUUCGAUUUCUCGGUGCAUAGACAUUUCCCUAUAAUAAAACUUUUAUAAUAAAUCUAGUAAGAGAAUAUUGUUGAUGUUGCCAAUUGGUUGUCUACAUUACCGAUGCCUCACUUACAAUGUCCACUCUCGUGUCUUUUGAACUAGUCAUUAUUAUUUGCACAUAACCUCAAUGCCAUUUAAAUGUCUUAAAUCUAGUAAGAGAAUGAACCAAACAAGCCCAUUUGAUACACCUGAAUAAUAUCUCUAACAAUUCACUUUAUACGCCUCGCCCGCCUUCAUUUUUGAACGAAAUGAAAUAUCAUAAUGUGUCAGUAUAAUUAUGUUAAGCUUGAAUCGUCGAUAUAUGCAAUUUAUAACAAGGGGUUCUGAUGUUUUGACGAAACAUUACAAUUUUGACAAGGGUGGAAAAAUAUACAUAAUAUGACGAUAUAACGCAAAAAGCAUCACUCGGGAACGAUGACGACAUUGAUACUCGAACCGAAUCCAACUAGAAUAUACUGUCCAAUUUCGAAACUCGAAAACUCUCCAGUUUUCUAUUCUCUAUCUUUCUGUGAGAUGAACUUUUUAAUAAUGAAUCAACUUUCAUUUUGAGUACCUAUUCUAAUUCUAGUUUUGACUCUGUACUUCACCUACUUACAGUCUACAUCAGGUAGCAUGCAGUUCUUUACUUAGACCUAUUCUUAUGAAAAACUACAACUUCUAAUGUUUUUACGAACGAAAGGAUCCUGCAAACAGACACAAGGCGGUUAUGUUUAUUUUCUGCUAUAAUAACUACUUCCGCUAAACACACUAUGUGUGUGGAUCAGGUCCGACUGUUUAAGUACAAUACGCAAAGUUCAUCUCACUUUUCUCUGCGUUGCAGGUUUUUGCGUUUCGUAAAAAGUAUGGUUGGUUCCUCUACCCAAAAGAAGGUGGACGGAAUUUAUCUUCGUCUAAAGUGGCUUUACUAUUAAAUGUGAUUUGAUAAUAUGUAAAAAAAAAACACGACACUAGACCGGACACUAUAGGUAGACCGCUUAACUGACUCCUUGCCUGCGGGAUAAAGGGUGCAUAGAGGUAUAAGAAUAGAGUGGGGAAGGCGGCUCUAAAAGUGUCCGUCUAGUAGAAAGAGAAAAAAGAUGAGAGACCGCUAGCUAUCUCUCUCUCUUGUGAAGCAUGCGCAGUCGUCUGUCCAAUAGUGGGUCCAAGCAUCACAUCGAAAUAGUAAGAUGCUUACGGUUGCCCAUGCGCAUGCGCGAUUAGAGAGAGAAAGCUAACGGUCUCUCAUCUUCUUUCUCUUUCUAUUAGAGGGACACUUCCACUUGUAGUAGAGUGUCUAUCUCCCCUACUCUAUUCUUAUACCUCUAUGAAAGGGUGACCUGGGGGAGGACGAAAAUGGGGACCGUGAGAGGUGCGCGCAGCAGGCACAUUCUUGUCAAAAUUACAAGCGCUCGCCGCCCGCACCUCUCACGGUCCCCGUUUUCGUCCUUCACCACACCCUGUACCAGGAAAGGUCUCAGUUAAGCGGUUUACCUCUAGUCACAACACUAUGACUAAUAAUAAUCUAUUUGUUUUAUUCGCUAUUUUCCUUCAUCAACAUCAAUUUUCAAUAAUCAUAAUAUAAAGUCGUGACUGAUUUGAUGAUUACUUUUGAGGUGUGAUUACGAGUAACUCACUCGUACUAUUAAUGUAUAAUAAUUGACGAGAUUGUAGUCUCAUUGCUACAUAUAUAGAAUUGUAAUAUAAUAUACUCCCAGACACAUGUAUCGGCCCACCUCGCAUUUUAAGUUUUGAUUUGACGUUCCUUUGCAAAAAUUAAAGUUGUAUCGAGCAAAAAGUUUUUACGCAGUUUUGUAGCUGCUUUAUUAUGCAUGUAUUUCGUGUUUUUUUUACAUAUUGUUAUUGCUCAGCCUAACAUAUAUUUUUGCUAAAGACCUUAAGACUUUUUGAAACUUAAGUGGGCCGAUAGAUGUGUCUGAGGGUGUAUUAGAUAACUAUUGGAGUUUUUAUUAUGAAAUAAAUGAAAUUUAAACAGAUUGCGGUUUUACAUAGAAAGUGACCUCUUUUAAGCGUAUACCGCUUGCGCUCGAUUAGAAAAACUUUAUGAAUCUUUAACUAUCGAAAUCAGACAGUUUUCACUAAAGAUUAUGAUAACAUUAAAAGUAAAAAAUAAUAAUUAGAGCAAUUAAAUAUUAGACUUCUAGGUUUCUGUUUGAUUUUUUUUAUAUCGUAUUUAUUUAAUUGAAUCUGAACCUGUACCCGUAGCAUGAGCACCACAAUUUAUAUCACGUUUUUUUUAUCGCGCCUGACUGUGAAACACUAAACCGUGUGUGAUUAAAACGAGCUAUAUAAUAAUUAACCUUCCGAUAUAAAACUACCAGAAGAGUUUUAUAUCGGAUAGAAAAUUAAAAACUUUAGUUAGUGUCAUGCAAUUGAUCGAACAGUGCUCUUCGCAAUUUUUUUCACUGUAGGUAUAUGUUCACUGUCUAUAGCAUAAUAAUUUUGACAUAAAUAUAAUAAUAGUUUUUUAAUCAGAUGGGAUUUCAAAAAAACACGGUUUUGUAGUAAAAUUUUUAGAAAAAUGAAAGUUUCAGCUAUGUGGUCAAAAUAUGCGAUAAAUCCCAGCACAGAGCGCGAGCGGUUAUCGCUUAAAUUUGGCGUUCAAUCUUAUUUAUUGAUUGUACAUACAUAUAUACCUACCUUGUAUCUACUUUAUGCAUAUACAUAUUUUAUAAUUUUAGUAUGUGCAAUAAAGGUAUUAUGGAAAUCAUAAGAUUUUUACUUUUUCUUUCAGGAGGAAUAGGAUUUAAUGGAUUUUAAAUAAAACAUUGAAUAAAUAAUUAAGUUAAUAUAAAUAUCAAGAAUUCAACUUUAUUAUACAUAUAUUUAUUAAACUUUAAACAUUCUUAAAAUUAAUACACUUCAGUCGAAGUUGGAAAUAUAGCUACGCUGAUAGAUCUAUAAUGGCCUACGCAGACGAAGGACUUUUUACGCGAAGGACAGAAGUCCCUGAAUCGUGAAGAAAAUGUCCGCCGAGGACUUGUAACGAACUCAAAGCACACGAUGUGCGAACAUUUGUCACUCAAAAAUUUAGAAAAGCGCACGCUAUGGAGGUAAAUAUUGACAGAUUAAGAAAAAGAGAAUACGUUUUAAAGUUAGUAUUAGUGGGACUUUCUUUUUAAAUUACAUCGAGCAGGCAACGCGGGCUAAAUUUUGCCGUGUGCGUUGCUGAGCCUUGUCACAUGAUUUAAUUUUUUUAGCGGAUAUCCGCCUAAUUUUAUGCUGUCUGGUCCCUCAGUGUCCACGGUUGUUCGGGAGACUUUUUGUACGCGAGAUUAUUAAUACCUCGUGUACUUUAUUUUGAUGCAAGUGUAAGCGAUCUAUUUUGGCGGACAAAAAAUACCGCAGAUAAGAGUCCCUUGUCUGCGCAGGCUCCACUGUUAUACCAUUUGAGUAACAUUUUUGAAUCUGACAACUAUUCCAUAUUCUAUUAGUGACGUUGAAAUAUUAUUUGAUUAGACUGGUUAUUGAUAUCAUAAAAAUAUAAACUCAAACUCCUAGUAUCUACUUAACAAACACUCCAAGCUCAGCGUCAUUGAAAACUAUCAUGAUAUCAUUAGACUUUAGUCUUCAGUAAUAUGUACCGGGUCUCAGGCACAGAAGUAUUACCUAGGUUUACGCGGCUAGGGAUGGCCCGCGUCAUUUCGACGAUUCAAGGAGCUAGAUGAAAUGAGGGAAGAAGUCUCACAUAUCCCGGUUUUGCCACUCCCAGUGAGCUGGGCAUGCAUUAUUUUAAUUCCCUUGUAUGUUCUUUUGUGUGUGCAAAGUAUCAUCUAGACUUGAAGAUAAAAUUGAAUACUGAAAACUUAAAGAUACUAGAAGAAAGGGAAAUAUUUUCUUUUGUAUUUAUAUUUUUAGUUACACACGAUGUCUGACAGUUACUUUGGGAAAUUAUCGUGCAAAUAUCUAUUUCUGCCAUCUGGCCUUGGCCACUCUGAAAAAUGUAGAAAACAAAUAUUAUCUGUUACUUUCUUUCCCCAACUUUUUAAAAAUGACAUUCUCUUUUCUGAUUAUGUUAAUAUUACAUAUUUUUAUGUGUGCUGUCUAUCUACUAGAUUUUUGAACGCAAUAUGUAUAUUGUUCCAUAUUAUCUAUUCUUCUUCUCCUUCAGUGUCGGCAUCUGAAACGUCGGUGUAGCAGUCGUGUUCUAUAGCUUUCACUUUUAAGAAGUCAGUCUUUUGUGGUCCUUCACAGUAAUCAACGUUGGCCCCGAAGUCCUGGAUUGGCAUAGGAGUCACCGGGCGGUUGACUCCACUCGCUCCUAUCUCAUCUGGUCCGCCUUCAUCAUCACUAUCGAUUAUUAUCUCCUCUUCUUCACAUUCUUCCACCUGUAUAUCAAAAGACUGCUGCUUAUUUUUAAAGUCCAAUAGAGCUGAUGCAGAUGUUCUUCUAGAGCUGGGAGGGAAUUUGCUCGGGGAGGGGGUUCCGUCCGAUGGUCCACCCUCAUUAAUCUGGUAGCUGACUUCCAGGUUCAAGGGCAGGCUUGGAUUGCCUGAUGACCUCCGCCUCCUUAACUGGCACGCUGGUUCUUCUGACAUCUUAUAUUACUUUUCGUCAAACACUUUUAAAUAUCAAUAUAACUUAAGAAUUUUGUUGAAAAUUCACUACUGUAUUGACUUUUUGUUUGUAUGGAAAGAGGCGAGAGUUAGAGGGGACUGUGUAAGUAGACCGAGGCUGGAUCGUCUGCGGGCGAAGCCAUAGGACACUAAUCUGCAGUGUUUUGUUUCAGCGAUGCUCAACAAUUCAUCAUAAAAAACUCAUUAGGAAUAUUCAUUAUUUAAACUAAUUCAGAACCGAAAUAAAAAUAGGAUGGGUAUUAAAAUAAUAUUACGGACGCCUAAUAUAGAGAAAUAAGUAUUAAAGGGGCCUACACCUUCAAAUACCUACGUUAACGAAAAGGGCAAAAAGGUUGCAGAUAUUGUAUUAGACGCAUUACCAUUACAAUAGACAUUAAAUAAUUAAUAAAUGUAUACUUACUUAAAUGACAUCACAGUAUAGGCAAAUGUCAUUCAAAGAUUACUUAUAAGUAUUAUAGGUGAUGAUUUUUCUUAAAAUUUGCAAUCAAAACAUGACAUGGGAGUCAACGACUUUAGAUGCAACCCCAACCAACGGCUUAACGAGUCGAAGCACAGCCACACACUCCCCAUCGCGCUCCUCAAUAAGUUUAGCAAAUUAUGUUGGUGUUCGAGGAGCUCGAUGCGCUGGUGGUUAGCGCAUUCAGCCUGCGAUCGUGAAAGUUAGGCAACUUACGCAGAGCUCCUCAGUUCUGCGGAAGGCACUUUAAGCCGUUAGUCCCAGCUGUAUCUGCAGUCGUUAACAUCCACCAAUCCGCACUGGGCCCACGUCAUGGUCAUGGCCCAGUCUCCCUAUUCUAUCCAUAGGGAAAGCCUGUGUUCCUACAGUGGAGGCAUUAAUAGGCUGAUGAAGAUGUGUUAGUGUUGGUGCUCAUUGCGAUAUGAUCCAAAGUUUAAAAAUUUGAAAGAAGUCCAUGAACGGCAUUUACUUAUCGUGAUACAUAGGUGUACCUAUUUGGUACACCUAUGUGUACAGGCCUGAUGGCCAGGCCAGAAUGAUAACUAAAGCUGUGUCGUUGGUACUUGGGUAUUUACAUUAGAAAAUACAUUUUAUUGUUAAAGGUUCUGCACUCCUGCCACUUGUGGGGAUUCAGGACGUAA